Messenger RNA from Aspergillus neoniger CBS 115656, 1271 nucleotides. Its product is annotated as O-methyltransferase. Gene Ontology annotation, molecular function: O-methyltransferase activity. Lineage: Eukaryota; Fungi; Ascomycota; Eurotiomycetes; Eurotiales; Aspergillaceae. The coding region runs from base 33 to 1241 and encodes 402 amino acids. The transcript has 5 exons. The record is from RefSeq and is a predicted model, not a curated record.
CGGUCACAUACCCUUGUCUAUACUUCUUACCAAUGGCGCAGUCUGAUCCCAAUCUUGAACAGAUUCAGCAGUGUCUGGCCGAGGUCACGGCCGCGGCCGACCAGUAUCGCAGUCAAGCGACCACACCGAGUAGUCAGGAUGCUCGCUACCAGUUGAUGGCUCGGGCCACUCGCUUGGUCAAUGCCAUUCGGGGUCCGGCCGACCUCGUCUUUGCUAAUUUUGAACAUAUGGUUCGAAUAGGCGCAAUCCGGACACUGUUGGAAGCCGGGGUGUUGGAUGCCAUCCCGACCGGGGGACAGAGCAUCUCGGCCUCGGAAAUCGCCUCCACAACCGGGGUCGACAAAGAACUUAUCGUGCGCCAUAUGCGCGCCCUGACUCCAUUGGGACCGUUUCGCGAGACGGGGGAGGAAUCGUAUGCCCACACCGCCGAGUCGGAGAUCCUACUGGCACCCCAGAUGCGGGCGGUUUUCAGUCUAAUGGUCGAUGAGUACUCUCCCGCGAUGUUGCGGGGCCAUGAAUAUUUCGUGCAGCAGGGCUGGCAGCAUCGCAUCGAACUGCGCCGCAACCCCUUCACUUUCGUGCAUGGCUGCGAUGGACAGACCAUGUUUGAGUACAUUUCGCAGAGCCCCGCCCGCGCAACCCGGCUCAAUGAUGCCAUGGUAGCGGAGGAUUCCCUCCUGGCGGAGAUUGGUCUAUAUCCCUUCAAAUCUACGCUGGAGCCACUUGCACAGCCGGACACCGCCACCAUCGUGGAUGUCGGCGGGGGUCGCGGACAUAUUUUGCGUCAACUCAAAGAGAGCUUGGCAGGAGUCCCCGGGCGGUAUAUCCUGCAGGAUCGCGAGAGUGUCAUCACUGAUAAUGGUCCGGAGAUGGAGGCCCACGGAAUCGAGCCGAUGGCGCAUGAUUUCUUCAACCCCCAACCUGUGCAGGGCGCCCUCGUGUACUUCGUGCGUCGCGUGCUGCAUGACUGGCCCGAUGAGGAGGUUCGUCAGGUCCUCGCACAGCUGGCGGUCGCGAUGGAUCGGGAGCGGUCGCGAAUUCUCAUCACGGAGACGAUCAUCCCUGAAGUGGGCGCGACCGCAACUAACGCGUAUAUGGACUUGACCAUGAUGACGUUUGGUGGGAGAGAGCGAACGGUGAAGGAUUUUGCGCACCUCUUCGAUCUAGCGGGGCUGCAACUGGCCAACGUAUACAAGGCACCCGGAGUGCCCAUGGUGGUGGUGGAGGCUCGCCUGAAGUGAACUGUAGUGUGGGGAAACAGCCGCUCGGAG